Messenger RNA from Aureobasidium namibiae CBS 147.97, 477 nucleotides. RefSeq lists its product as uncharacterized. NCBI's taxonomy places the organism in Eukaryota, Fungi, Ascomycota, Dothideomycetes, Dothideales, Saccotheciaceae. Gene Ontology annotation, cellular component: mitochondrial large ribosomal subunit. The transcript has 3 exons. Gene Ontology annotation, biological process: mitochondrial translational termination. Gene Ontology annotation, molecular function: translation release factor activity. The record is from RefSeq and is a predicted model, not a curated record. The annotation marks the transcript as partial.
AGCGGUGAGCAUGGUGGCAGCGACGACGAGCUAGACGUGGCGAGGCGCUGGUUGGCAAGUUUCGAUGCCGAGACCAUACCGCGAAACAUUUGCGACGUCUCGUUCAGUAGAUCCUCUGGGCCUGGCGGUCAGAAUGUGAACAAAGUAAAUUCAAAGGCUACUUUGCGACUGCCGCUAUCGGCGCUGCUGCCCAUGCUACCUGCUGUUCUUCGACCUGCGGUAGCCAAGUCUCGGUAUAGCGCCAAAGAUGACUUGGUGAUACAGGCCGAUGACAGCAGGAAACAGAACGAGAAUGUGCAUCGCUGCUUCGUCAAGCUGAACGAGAUGAUUGUACAGGCUGGACGUGAGGUGGUGCCUGGCGAGACUAGUGCUGAGCAGAUGGAGCGCGUGAAGAAAUUACAAAAAGCAGAAAAUGAGGGCAGGCUCAAGAUGAAGAAGAAGCACAGCGAUAAGAAGAGUUCAAGAAGAGGCGGUGGA